Molecule: messenger RNA, 228 nt
Organism: Hansenula anomala
Lineage: Eukaryota; Fungi; Ascomycota; Saccharomycetes; Phaffomycetales; Wickerhamomycetaceae
Exons: 3
Coding region: 1-228 (75 amino acids)
Biological process (GO): chromosome segregation; mitotic cell cycle; kinetochore assembly
Cellular component (GO): kinetochore; nucleoplasm
Molecular function (GO): protein heterodimerization activity; DNA binding
Source: RefSeq, a predicted model, not a curated record
AUGGCACCAAUCACCAGAAGUUCUAUAAGAAGGAUUAUCAAGUCAAAGACUGAUCUCAAACUAGCUAAUGACUCUACAGAUAUCUUGAUCAAUCUUGAUUAUAUGCUCUUUGUUAGAGAUUUAAUGUUUGAAGCUGAAAAACUUGCUGAUAAAUCUGGAUCAAGUGAAAUAUUGUCAACCCAUUUAAGAAUGGCUAGAGUUAAUGUGUUAAAAAAAUACAGGGGUUGA